Actinia tenebrosa (Australian red waratah sea anemone) is the source of this 2567-nucleotide messenger RNA. RefSeq lists its product as uncharacterized. NCBI's taxonomy places the organism in Eukaryota, Metazoa, Cnidaria, Anthozoa, Actiniaria, Actiniidae. The record is from RefSeq and is a predicted model, not a curated record.
AGAAUACGAACCAGGCUAUGAUCCUACACUUCAAACAAGACGCCGUAUAACUCGAACCUCGUCAAGCAUAAUAGACCUGCAGCUUACAGAUUACUUGAGCAGUGAAGAUGCACAAGAUUUUCGCUUUGUUGUUUUUAGCCAUUGCUAGCACUCAAGUGCUGGUUGAGGGCAAAUGGAAAUGUUCUGAAUGUAAAAUCCAGUAUAAAGCUGUUGGUUGUUUCAAAGAUGACGGUCAGAGACCCCUCCCCCGUGAGAUCCUCAAUGAACGAGAUGUAACCAGUAAAGUGUUUGGUCACCGCAUGAUUGACUGGUACGAUUGGGAUAACUAUAUUGCUGGGUUUGCUUGUAGAUGUGCUGCUAAAGCUAAAAGUCUUGGUUACAAGGUUUUUGGUCUACAGUUCUUUGGUGAGUGUUGGAGUGGCCCGGAUGCUAAAAGUUACAAAGCAGUUGGCAAGGCGGAUAAUAAGAAAUGUACUGGAAAUGAAUACAAGACAUGCUCUCCUUUCAGUAGACACUGUGUUGGACAACAGUUCACUAACUUUAUCUAUGAGAUCGUUCCCGAUUGCGAUAUCCCAAUCGAGAGCCUUGGUUGCUAUAGUGAUCGCCACAUUAAAGGAGCACGACCAUUCCCAAAUUACGUCUUGACAGAUCGAGUCGACUCCACCAGAGGCGACAUCUUCACACAUGUCCUUUUGGACUGGCGUAACUGGGAUACUUACAUGCCUCAACUAGCCUGCCGAUGUGCCAAGAAAGCCAAGUCACUUGGACAUACCACGUUCGGCGUUCAGUAUUAUGGUGAAUGUUGGACAGGCAACAAUGCCGACUAUACGUAUGAUCGUGAUAAAUCGUCUAAGAACUGUAUCGACAAGUGUUAUGAACCUUGUAAACCCUACGAAAAAUAUUGCUCUGGAAAACAGUUCGCUAACUACGUCUAUCGCCUCUCUGGUCCAGAAGUGCCUUGUGAACUUAAUACAACUCCUCUCGGAUGCUUUGCUGAGAACCCAUCUUCAAGAGCGCUGGGUGUUGAGAUACAGAACGAGAUCGAUCCUACGAGCAGGGUCUUCAGAGGAAACGUAUUUGAGAUUAAAGAAUGGGACAAACAGUUUCCUAGUCUACUGUGUCGGUGUGCUCGGGCUGCAAAACAGAAAGGAUUUUCAGUUUUUGGAGUCUAUAAUAAUGCCACUUGCUGGGGAGGACCUGAUGGUCACUCAACGUACAACAAACACGGCGAGUCAAGCCAGUGCAUCAAAGGCACUGAACCGUGUCCAGGAAACUCUGUCAAGUGUGCUGGUGGAGACAAGUCUAUCUUUGUCUACAAAGUCUCCAGACCACAUUCCAAGAGGUCGUUCGAUUCCCAUUUCAAGAAAGAAGACACUAUGAUAGAUGAUCUUUUCGGCAAGAUCUAAGUACUCGUCAAGUUAACUAAAAUAUUUUCCUGCUGCAGCCUGGAAUAGAAUAUUUGUUAAUGAACCUUAACCUAGUGUCACGUGAUUUUAUGAUCGUUCGAUUUGCUGUCAUAUUGUGCAAGAAUCCACUCAGUCAUCGACUAUAGUUUUCACUUAUGAUUCAAUAUUUGGCUACCGUAGUGUAAAAUUUGAUACGUUACAGGGUGUGAUGCGUGACUUUAUCAACGCAAUUCUGUCACGCAUUUUUAAAGCAGUAGAAGUAGGGAAUUUUAUUUAAAGCAAUACGUUUUAAAUUUAGAAGAUGAUGGUUAACAUCAUUUUGAUGAUUACUGGUAUUGAAAAACUAAAGUUUCAAUAUAAACAUGAUUUUCGACCUUCGCGAUUUGGCCGCCAUGUUUGUGUCCCUCAAUGAAAUACCAAGAUGGCGGAUGGCGGAUCCAUAAUUUCAUCUCAAUUAUGAGUAUAAUCAAUCGCUUGUAUCUCCGUAUCUAAAGCUUCUUUUAACUAGUUCUUCCGUUGAGAUGCUUGGUUUUCGUUUCUCUUUUGGCUUAUAGAAGUUUUGUUCUAUAUAAGUCCUGAUAACAAUAUUCGAUGACGUAGGUGAAGCCAAGAAUAUAAUGUGUGUUGUUCAAGUUUAUGCCCCCCGAAGAAUUAGGGCUCGCCCAUACGUAUCCGAAUAAUUUUUAAAACGUUUUUUGUGUUUGUGUGUGAACUGGCCUUCCGUCCACACCUAUCCGAAGUAUACGCCACUUUGAAGCUCCACUUGUCGCGAACGCAUACGUGUGGACGGGUGAAAAUUAUUCGAAAACGCUUAGAAAAUAUUCAAAUAGUUGGAAGGUUAAGUGCUCAAGUUGCAAGUGGCAACUGUUUCGCGCCACUCUGACGGUAAUUAACGGGGAUCAGUAAAAUCACGUGACGCCUAACUAAACAGGUGCAUGGCAUAAUUCGUAAUUGGGACUAUUUCAUCUGUAUUCAGCUAAAAUAAGUAAAAAUAAAAAGUUGUAGAUCUUUUUUAUUGGUGAACUGUUCGAUGUCAUUCUUGAGUGCUACAUCGAGAGAUAACAAUUUCAAUAUAUAUAGAACUAAACAAUGUAAAACUUCGUAGACUUAUAAUACAAGUAAUACUUGUAUAAUAUGGCAUAAAAUGGUCAUUCAACUUAA